GUGACUGAUAUAUGGUACGAGCACCUUAGCAGAUUAUUACGUCAACGAACCAAAACGCCCGCGAAGCCGUCUGGUAUAGGUCCAGCUUUUAACUCAGGUCUCCCGACGGACUUUGAAAUUUUAGGUAAAUUUUUCGUUGUACUUAUUAGAUCUUUGUAGGUUUACUCUUUAGUAGCGGUAUAUCUGCUCAGUUGAAGAAACCACUCUCUGUGGAUUGCAAGUAAGACUUGGUACGGUUUGUCGAAUUGCAUUAUGGGAAUGUCUCGAGAACUCGCUUGUUUUAUUGGCUGUUAUGAGGUUGCACAGGACAACCAACCGGGCCAAAAUUCGUCUCCUAAAACAAUCCCAUAGUGUAAUUCGACACAACACCGACCCAGUCUUAACUGCGACCUCAAAUCGCCAAAUGAUAGACGACUGGGGCUCAAAAUCAGGGGAGAGAUGCAUGGGAUAGCAAAUCUUAGAGAGGUGGGAAUGAGAUAAGGGCAACAACGGUAUUCCAGUGGGAAGCAUCACUGUAAGCAUUUCAUUCAUUGUGGUGGAUAUUUUUUUUUGCGGAAACAAAUUAUCCAAAAUUUGUAACGUAGAAAUCUCAGUUAAAUUCAUAAGAUAAUUAACCAUGAUCAAUGUCCGAGUCGAUCAGGACACAGUCCAAGGAACGUGAAGAAAACUUGUCCAUCUUUUCAAUCUCCCGCAUAUUUCCAUCCUUAACUGUCCGUUGUCCAAUACGCUUAUUAAUACUUCAGUCCACUUGCAGACGAUUUGUAGAAAGAACCGUAAGCUAAUAAUACGAGAAGCAGUGCUAUGUAAAAUUGCCAUUUUUUUCUUUCAGAUGAAGCCCAGGAAGCCGAGGCUAUCCAGGUUAUAAAUGCCAUAUUAGACCUGCGAGAACAACAAUCCGUGCAGACACCAGCAGUGAUGUGUAAAAUAUACUUCACCACAGCCAUGUUGCAGUAUAUCCUGGGGGACAUGCCUAAA
This is a messenger RNA of Porites evermanni, 975 nucleotides long. The record is from the annotation of a GenBank genome assembly. Lineage: Eukaryota; Metazoa; Cnidaria; Anthozoa; Scleractinia; Poritidae.